GUUACUAAAUCUAUUCUUAUUCUAAAAUUCUACAACAAUUAUAUUGGUGACAGAGAGGCAGUUACAGUAGGCGGGGCUUAUCAUAUCAGUGGGCAGCUUUUAACCAAUAGUCUUAAUACUUUACAGUUUUGGUAAUAGCUGCAUCAUAAAUAUACGUUAAGUAUAUGUAACAAGAGCACUGUAUAAAGUUAAGACCUGAUAUGAAGGUAGUUGUGUUCUUUUGAUCAUUUAAAACCAGAAGUAAUGGCGUAACCUUAUUUAUCCGGAUAACGAAUAACUGAGGUUACUGAUCUACAUCUAUUUGGGGGAAAAAAGGACAUAUUUUUCUUCUUCGUAUAGAAACGAAUGCAACAGGAACAUACUCUUAAAAUGGAGGAAACUGAAAAUGCAGAAGUCUGUCAAAUCAAUCUGUUUUCAAGAACUGCGAGACUCACUGAUGAAGAUUCACAAACUAUCGCUGUUGAAAAUGCAUCCUUGCUGUACUUUCUUUUUCUUCAAUGUCACUGCAACAUGGAUUAUAUAAAAGGGUUUCGACAUAUAUUUUCGCCCAUGAUUAACUUAUUUCAAUCGAUGAGAGGCGAAAAAGCUAUUAGUAUGGUAGGCAGUACUGCUGAAGGGUUGUAUAUACCUGGAAGCAGUGAUGUUGAUUUUAUGCAAAGCAAAAAUUCAGAGAUUUGUUGUGACGUGGAUUGUAUAGAGGAUAUAAAUCAUGAUAACUAUAGCAAGGUUUUAAUUGCACACAGACAACAUGCAUCCCCUGGUUAUACUCUGGUGCUAGACUUAAAUGACUAUUUUUUGAAUGAUGUUAGUAGAAGAAAAACUCAUGAACAAUUGAAAACUGAAAUAAACAAACUUGUCGCAGACAGAAAGGUCCAGACUAUUGCUGUAAGCUCGCAGGAUUACAUAACUGAUGUCAGCUUUAAAGAUGUUCCCAAACAUGGUCCAGCCUAUUGGUUGAAAUCUUCUGAAAUGAUGCCGAAUGUUCUCGCAUUUAAUUUACUCAACAUAUCGUUAGAAACAGAUGUGGCUUUUUCAAUUUCAUUUAGAUGCAACGGCAUUCUCCGUAACUGGUUAAAUCGAAAGCGAACACAAGGGUGGCCAUCAGAAGAACUAAAACGACAAAUAAGCGAAGUGCAAGGUCACGUUGUUCCUGUAGGAAGAAAAGGCAGUCGGUUUGAAGAAUAUGAAUGGCGAAUCUGUUACACACAAGCUGAAAUCAAACUAGUGCAUUCUCUGAAUGAAGUACAAUUGAUAUUGUAUUUCAAACUGAAAGUUUUUUCAAAGGCAGUUUUGAAAGAUGCCUGUUCUGAUAUUACAUCAUACAUUAUCAAAAAUGUCAUAUUUUGGUUAGCAGAAUCGGUUCCAAAUAAAUACUUUCAGUGUAGAUAUUUCAUACCACGUUUUAGAGCUACACUGGUUUGUUUAAGAAAGUGUGUUAGGAAAAGAUAUCUGCCAAACUACAUGAUUCCUAAAAGAAAUCUGUUUGCUGGGAAACUUGAAGGACAAGAACAAGCAGCUCUUCUUGAUGUAUUGUCCAACUGGAUUGAAAAAUGCCCAAUCCUAGAAGAAGAAAAAGACAUCCUUCCACUAUAUAAAGAUGUUGUAUCACGCAAAACAGACAAAUAUAUAGACAAUAAAGUUGCGAUAAUACAGUGUCUCAAGAUUACAGCAUCUUUAUUUUCAAAUAUGUUACACGGACUGCCAGAAAGUGGUAACUCUGAGGCCAUUCAUGCGUAUAUACUGAGAUUAACUAGCUUGACGGACACCGAACUAUGUGAUAUUCAAAACAUUGUUAAAACUAACCCGACUAACCCGACCGUGGGCAUUGAUGCGUGGUACUGUACGAAGUUGUACAGGUUUUUGAUAGCAAUGCAAAAAUUUUUCUGGCAUUAUGCUCCAAGAAAGACCAAAAACCGAUAAAAGAAUCUGAAUUGGACUAACGUGUAACUGUACAUGUAGCUUUUGUAAAAGGCGACAUUAAAUUGACUGUAUAUAACUAGAUUUAAGUAAAAAUGCAUGUGGAUCCUUGACUUUGGUCACACAAGACAUACAGCUUUAGUUACAUCAGUUGAAUUUUAUAUUUGUAGUAUCAUAAGUAUAAAUUCAUGUUCGGUGAUAUCAUAUUUUGAGUGGUAUAUUGAACUACAAAAAACAAUUUCGGUGUUUUAAGUAAAAUUGCUUGCUAAACAAAUUUACAAUUAUGUCUGAAAUUGUUUGUCAUUAUAAACUGAAGUUCACAGAAGAAAUGUGUGAACACAAAUGUACAAAAUGUAAAGUAAAUUCUAUUUAUAUUACUUAUUCAAGAUGAUGAUCAUUUGUGACAUCAUGGAAAUAAAUUGGUUUUUAACAAGUGGUAAGACAUAACAUAUAUCAAUGCAGAAAUAUAUAUAUAAGGCCACACCAAAUUAAUUACUUGGUCAACGAAUUUCCCGGGCCAUUUUUUUCCAGAAUGAAAGAAAAAAUUUUUUUUGAAAAUCAGCUUCCGCUCGCUUCAGUUUUUAUAGACUGGUUUCAAAAUUUCACAGCGGGCCUUUUUCACUGUUUAUGUGCCUUUUUCACAGUUAGGAAACAUGAACUAAAUAAAAUCUAAUACUUUUAAUCGUAAUUGUCCAUUAAAGCACCAUGUGAACAUGUUUCAAGUUCUGUACUGCACUAGUUUGCAAAACUGACAGCAGAAAUGACAGUUAGAUUGUGUAAAUAAAUCUUAGAAAGUUUAUAUUUAAAACAGUGUCACCUAUUAAUCAUUAGUGAUAAGAACAAAAGUUUUGCUGCGAUACUUAAAAGUAUACAGAUGGUUUACUUCAAUUUGGACUACACAUCCAACAUGUUACAUCAUUGUUCAUUCUAAAAUGCCCAUCAAACUUAUGAAGAUUGAAUACUUGAAUACUAGUACUGUUUUUGCCGGUGCUAGGGGCCGUGGGCAUUACUGUUAAUGAACAGACUCAAUCAAACCGAGUCUACAAUUUUCACUGUUUGCCUUGUUGUCUGAACUUCCGAGGGAUCUACUUUCCAGAUUUUAUACAUGUAUUGGUUUCGAGUGAAUUCCAGUUUCGGCAAUUUUAAUACUUUUUGUACACAUGGAAGAAUAAAGAUCUCUUACCCAUAACCAGUCCAUAUAUCCAUGACGUGCAUAUUUUACCUUGAGUCCAAUAAUGGGUAAAAACAUGUGAUAAAGAUUGAACAAGUCUGUUGUGUAGUCCGUUUUUGCAUUCUUAAGACAAAUAUUUAGUAAGGACAAUGGACCCACAUACAUGUGUUUGUGUAACACAGUCCGUAAGCUGUAAAGUUUAUUUAGGGUCCAAGCCUCUGACUUUCGAACAUUCACCUAUUUGAUGUAGAGCAAGACGCAUAAAAUAUUUUUGCUUGUUAUGCUGUUUACCCUUAUAACUUGGAAGAAAUAAUGUAUUAUUGACAUAACUUUGAUGUUAAGGAAUGGUACAUUGCUUCUAUCAGCUAUGUAAAAUGAACACAAUUUUCCGGCAGAGAAUGGUUAGCACAUGGAACUUAAUUAUAACGAAAUACUCCUAAUCUCAAUACGAGAAACACGCAUUAGAGGCUUACUUUUUAUUUUUCAAGUAGAGUCGAAAUACAAGAAUAUUAUGCUACUGUUUAUAGAUCUUUUUUCUGAUUUUUUUAAUGGGUAUAAUCAGAUCUAUUUAUCAAAAAUAAACUGAAGAUGAUAAUGCAUUUAUGUUAAGUCGCAACCUCAAAAGUAU
Molecule: messenger RNA, 3716 nt
Organism: Mercenaria mercenaria
Lineage: Eukaryota; Metazoa; Mollusca; Bivalvia; Venerida; Veneridae
Exons: 2
Coding region: 346-1920 (524 amino acids)
Source: RefSeq, a predicted model, not a curated record